UCAGCUCGAACCCUUGCCUCUCUGGCGGCCCCAGAUUCCUAUAGUGUGGCAAUCUCGCGCAUCGCUCGCUACCUGCCGAGGGCUCAUGCACCCCGACCUGACUUAAAUAUAUUUCUACGCACAUCUCCCUGCACGCCGCGCACCGCCUAGGAGCAGCCUGGUUAGGUGCCCACUCGUCACGGCUGACAUCCAAGACAACCUCCGUCCAGCCCCCGGUGCUGGACACAUCUGCCGUCCGAGCUCGGUUUCCCAGUCAGCACCACUACGGGUUUAUCCAUAACCUACCAUGUCAGUCUUGUCUAUGAUUAAACGUGGCCGUCAGGCCGCCAAGGAGCAUCGCGCGGAGCAAGCCAGGAAGGAAAAGGAAGAAGCGGCAAAGCCUCCCUACAAGCACGUACCGAAGCAUGCCGCUAUUGACGCCAUGUUGGGGGGGCCAGCCGGCUGGAGGGAGGCUGACCGAGCCAGGAUCGUCGAGCAGAACCGGAGGCGCAGCGCCAUGACGGCCAGCGGCGUGGGCAUGAGCGGCUUCGUUACGCCCACCCAUGCCGGCGUGCCUCGGGUUCACAGCUCGCUCUCUCACGUGUCUUAUCCGUCCGCAUACGCGAGCCCCGUCGUCCAGUUACCACGGGGUUACAGCUACAGCAGCAUGCCGGCGGGAUGGACGCCAGCUGGGCCGGAAGUGAGCUACAGUCCGAUUGACAUGGGUGGCAUCUCAGCCAAGGGCAAGGAGGUCGAGAGGAUCGUCGACUCCUCUCAGACGAGUCGAUCCUCCAGCAAAGUGUCGACCGGUCGGGUCCCUUUUUCGCACCCGGGCAUUCCUGGAGUCGGGGAUGCUGCGCCGUCUCCCGUUGAGAGCUCCGGCGAUUCCGCCAGUUCGCAGGACGAGCUGGAGAUGAAGCCCGUGGUCAGGCACAGCGUCCCAGCACCUCUCUCAGCCAGCAACUCGUUAAAUGUCUCCAGGACGGCAAAGCCGACAAGCGACACCGAGAAAAUUCAUAGGCUGCACCCAGCUCGCUCACGCAGAGUCUCGGAGCCCAUUCAGUCCGUUUCUCGGAGCCCACUCGCCUCGAGGACCAAUUCUUUCUCACCAGGCGUUCCCCCCGUGGCCGCGCUGCCACCCACGCAACUUGGAACUGCCAUUACCACCCCUGACGAGUUUCCUUCCCCCGGGCCGAGCGAUGCCACCGACAACCCCCCACCCACGACGUCGCCUUCUGCCAUGACGGUGCAAAAGGCGGACGAGGAGCAGGCGCCUCCCCAAGCCCAAAUCGGCAUUGCACAGUCACCGAGCGAAGGAGAAGAAGAGGCCGAAACCGCGACCGAACCCGCGCACGCCGCCGCGGCGCCCGACACCCUUGCGAAGGGGCGAAGGAUACAGAAGGUAACGAGGUUCAAGGAGCUGGAGCGCAUCGAGUCCAACACGACGACGGCGACAGCGGCAGCCGAGCCCGCCCCGCCUUCGCCUCGGUCUUUGUCUCCCGGAGAGGUGCAAAACCAGGGGCACAAGGCCGAGGAUGCAACGGCCCACUCGACCGGCCCCGACGAGUCAUCCGCCCGCGCCCGCGCCCAGCCGAGCCAGACGGCCUCGUCGACAUCCCUCCAGGCUCCCUCCAAGCAAGGCAAGCUCUCCAAGAGCGUGCCGGUGGCCAAUGGGAAGCUGGUCAAGAAGAAUCGCUGGUCGCACAGGGGCGCCAAGAGCACAGCCGUGGCUGGCUGAACCUAGUGCCCACCGCUUGCUUGGGACCAG
Molecule: messenger RNA, 1747 nt
Organism: Thermothelomyces thermophilus ATCC 42464
Lineage: Eukaryota; Fungi; Ascomycota; Sordariomycetes; Sordariales; Chaetomiaceae
Exons: 1
Coding region: 497-1717 (406 amino acids)
Source: RefSeq, a predicted model, not a curated record